AACGCGGGGCUGGUUCAACCCCGCGAUGUUGUUCCAUUUCCCCCUUUUGAAGUAUUCAAUGCUAGGACAAGAACCUCCAGAUUUCAGACUCAGAGAUCAUUCAACCCGUCUCCAAAGCUACCAGCUUCCUCAUGCUUGACUUACUGAGUGUGGAGCUUGUCGAGAACAUCACCGACUUCCUCGACAGGCAAGACCUCUUUGCCUUGCGGCUAGCCUGUCGAUACUUGAAUGAAGCUACACAGGCGACGUUUGCGACAGCCUGGUUUGGGACGGUGGAGACAGACUUAUCACCCCGGAGCUUCCGCAGGCUGAAAGAGAUUGCUCAACACGAAAAAAUUCGGCUCUUCGUCCGCAAGCUACGCACUGCCGAGCAGGAAAAGGAUCUCCGGCUUAGGCCUCUGGGCCUAGGACACGAUUGGCCGCACCUUGAGUCUGGCUCCCUCGACCUCACCUCCGGGACAGUCAAAGAGUUCCACGACGCCAUCUCCGGUUUUGCCAACUGCACGACCCUCGAAGUCGACGACAGUAGAUGUGUUCAUCGUGGAGAGCCAGGACCAGACCCUGGACUUGCCCCCGCAGAUGCCCUGGACCUUUUCCUAUCUGUGGUCGCUCUUGAGCACAGGCCGCUGCAGGUUCGGUCAGUCUGCAUCAACUUUGAAUACAGCUAUUCAUCCAUAGACGAUAAGCAGCUGUCGCCCUCCACAAUUAAUUUUGAUACCUUUCGGGCGUCGUGGUCGUCUUCUCUGGAGCAUCUCAGUAUUUGCUGGGAGAUAGGGGAUGCGGCUGCUGAGGGAGUGCUAGAGUUGAUCCUGGCAGCAACAAGGCUGAGGACGCUCUUCUUGAAAUUCAAUAUCUCAGAGUCCGCCAGCCACGUCUUCCUUGGACUAGCCCAAGCGCCAACCGUCGCACCCGUCACCCACCUGAGGCUUGGUCGUAUGAUAGACGUCUCGGUCACUACACUUGGCGACGCGAUCCUCCGCUUCAAAGACAGCCUCAAGUCCCUUCACAUAGCAAAUGUGUGCAUAGAACGGGGCGAUUGGAGCGAUUUCUUUGAGUAUAUAGGGCGACAAGAGUUCCCACGCCUCGAAUGCGUCACGACAUGGAAGGUUAGCGCCCCACCAGGGCCAAGGACCCCCGGAGCUAGGCCUGUGUGCUUCUGCCCGCUCCGCACGAGGCAGGAAACGCUCAGGAAGUGUGGCGGGACUUUCGAAUUCGCGCUCGGGCACCUUCGUAACAGGACACGCGUGCGGGGCGUCCGGUACAGAGGACCACGGGAGGGGAUGCAGCUAGCCCUGAAGGCUCUCGGCGAGGACUCGAAUUAUAUGUUGCAACGUAGUAACGGGCCGCCAACUCCCGAGUGGCCGGAUAUGAGGGAAUAUACGGGGGAUCAAGUAGGUCGGGUGGUGAGCGAGAAUCUCAUGUAUUGA
Molecule: messenger RNA, 1427 nt
Organism: Phialemonium atrogriseum
Lineage: Eukaryota; Fungi; Ascomycota; Sordariomycetes; Cephalothecales; Cephalothecaceae
Exons: 1
Coding region: 132-1427 (431 amino acids)
Source: RefSeq, a predicted model, not a curated record